AUGGUCGUUACUAACAGCAGAGAGUAUGUUCCUCGUUUAGACGAAAACGGCAAUCCCAUUCCCAAAUCGGAGAGAAAACCAAAGAAAAAAGUGGCAUGUAUGAUUGGAUACUGUGGAACCGGUUAUAAUGGAAUGCAGAUUCAAAACAACCCCGAUGUGAAAACUAUCGAAGGAGAUUUGUUUGAUGCUUUUGUGAAGGCAGGGGCCAUUUCGCCCGAGAAUGCUGACGAUUUGAAGAAAAAUGCGUUUAUGAGAGCGGCUAGAACCGAUAAAGGUGUUCACGCAGCAGGAAACGUUAUUUCUUGUAAAUUGAUCAUAGAAGACCAGGAUAUCUUGCAGAGGAUCAACAGUCACUUGCCAGACCAGAUUCGGGUGUGGGGCAUUGAAAGAACAAACAAAUCUUUCGACUGUAGAAAAAUGUGCUCGUCAAGAGUAUACGAAUAUUUGUUGCCAACCUACAGUUUGCUUCCUCCCAAACCUAAAACUGUUCUUGCGGAGCUUGUGCGUAAGGCCAGGGAGGACCAUCCUGGAGUCCUAAGAGAAGAUACUGAAGGUUCCGAGUGGUGGAAAAAUACUGCCCAAGCCAUUCGCGACGCUGGGAUUACUCAGGAAGAUUUAGAUGCUGCCCAGGCGGCUCUAGAACUGUCCAGCAGUCUGUCUGGAGAAACCAAAGUAAAGACACACAACGAGAAUGGCGAGAUUACUGAUAUGGGAAGACUUAUUAAACUGAUAAAGGCAAUUGAAAACCAACAAAGAAGAGCCUAUAAUGUGUCCAAUGAAAGACUCAACUUGUUCCGUGAAGCCAUGAAAUUGUACGAAGGUUCACACAACUUUCACAAUUUCACCAUUGGAAAACCAUUUAAAGACGCUUCGUCCAGAAGAUACAUGAAGGAAACAACAGUAUCAAAUCCAUUCAUUAUUGAGGGAACCGAAUGGGUUUCGAUCAAGAUUCAUGGUCAAUCAUUCAUGCUCCACCAAAUCAGAAAGAUGAUAGCCAUGGCUGUUUUGGUGGUCCGUACCGGGUGUCCAAUCACCAGAAUCAAGGACUGUUUUGGACCUACCAAAAUUAACAUUCCCAAGGCUCCUGCUCUUGGACUUUUACUUGAAAAUCCGGUGUACGAAGGCUACAACGGAAUGUUGGAAAAAUUUGGAUAUAACCGAAUUGACUUUGAAAAGUACAAGCAGGAAAUGGAUGCUUUCAAAAUGAAGUACAUUUAUGACAAAAUCUAUGCUGAAGAAGUGAAAGAAAAUACAUUUUAUGGCUUUUUCGGGUUCAUCGAUACCUUCAAAGCAGGCGGAGAUUCGAAGGAAGGAAAGCACAUUUUUGACUUUUUGGGAGCGGUUUUUGAAUCGGGUCUUGAUGAGAACGGUAAUGUUGUUGGUGGCUACGAGGAAGAGCAAGUGGAGGUAAAGGCGCAAGAUAAUGUAGAUUAG
This is a messenger RNA of Meyerozyma guilliermondii ATCC 6260, 1434 nucleotides long. Its product is annotated as pseudouridine synthase. Gene Ontology annotation, molecular function: pseudouridine synthase activity; RNA binding. The transcript has a single exon. The record is from RefSeq and is a predicted model, not a curated record. Gene Ontology annotation, cellular component: nucleus. The coding region runs from base 1 to 1434 and encodes 477 amino acids. Gene Ontology annotation, biological process: mRNA pseudouridine synthesis; tRNA pseudouridine synthesis. NCBI's taxonomy places the organism in Eukaryota, Fungi, Ascomycota, Pichiomycetes, Serinales, Debaryomycetaceae.